AUGACAUCGGAAGAAGAGAGCGCGAUCAAAAUUCCAGCUGAUACGAAACUAACUAUCAACGACCUGGAUCGGCAAAUUGAGACCUUAAUGAAGUGCCAGAUACCAACAGAGAAUGAGGUAAGGAGAAGUUUCAAAAAUAGAUUUUUAUUUAAAAAAUGGCGAUAUUAUAGUAAGUAUUGAACUGAAAUUUUAGUUUUUCUUACUUUUUCGCUAAAAAUUUCCAUGUUUUUAGUUUUAUACCUCAAAAUAUGAUUAAUAUAGACAUGUUAACCGAACAACUUAUCAAUAACGUCAUUUUAGGUAAAAGUAUUAUGUGCUAAAGCCCGCGAAAUCCUAAUACAAGAAGGGAACGUCCAGUACAUUGACCCACCCGUAACAAUAUGCGGCGACAUUCACGGUCAAUUCUUUGACCUGAUGGAACUAUUCAGAGUGGGAGGCAACGUGCCCGAAACCAACUACCUGUUCAUGGGCGACUUUGUGGAUAGAGGCUUCUACUCGGUGGAAACAUUCUUACUACUCUUGGCCAUCAAAGUCAGAUACCCGGAUCGGAUGACGUUAAUCAGAGGGAAUCAUGAGAGUAGACAGAUUACACAGGUAGGGUAAAUCUGAUAUUUUGAGGAAUUUUUGGAUAUUGAAAAAAUUUUUUUUGUAAAAAAUUAAAAUUUUGGAAAAACGUCUAAUUUGAUUAACAAUGACCCCAAAAACAAAGUGCGAAUUUUUUUUCGAAAAAAAAAAUUUUUUUGAAAAAAUUUUAAAUUUUCAAAAAAUUUAAAAUUUUGCUCAUUUGACCCCAAAUACCUUUCAAAAUACCCAACACUAAGCUUGUAGACAGUGUAAUCAAACGAUUGGUUGUAUUUCCAAGACUGUAAACAAAGGUUUUUGCUGUGUUUAGGUGCGAAAAUCCGUAAUAUUUACCCAAAAUACAGUGAUUCACGCAUGUUUACAGUUUGCCAUACGUAUAAUUUCAAAUAAAAAUGGUGUUGUUAUACUGCUAUUAUAUUUUGUGGGUACUUGAACACGGAAAUUUGGGUUUGGAAAUGAGCGAUAAUAGGUUUAAGAUUAAAAACCUGGGUUUUGAAAGAUGAAAAUUUUGAAAAUUUGGUAUGAAUAAGUGGUUUUUGGGCUUAAAAAGGGCUGGGAAAUACGAAAUGCGUUAAAAAAUGGCCAGAAAAUUGAAAAAUGUUUCUAAAAUUGAAAAAAAUUUAAAAAAUGGCCAACAAAGUUAAGAUUUGUGAGCGAAAAAGACGAUUUUAAGCCUAAAAUUAGCUGUGUUAAACACGGUAAAGUAUAUAUUAUGGUCUUUUUGGUCCAAAUAUAAAUAUGAAAUACAAAAAUUUAGGAUUAAAAAGGUCAUUUUAAUUUGUGAGGAUAUACGUAUUUGAAGGAGGUCUUGCCCAAACUCAAUUUCUCAAUUCGAUAUAAAUAGGUAAUGAAGUAUAAAUAUAUAAUGCCAAAUUAGCGAUUAUGACAAGCAUAGUUUAUGAUGAUACAGUAAAAACCUGUUUACUGGGUUGUAAAUACUGUAGUAUGUGGGUGGUGUAGAAAAGAUUGAGCUACUAGGUUGUAAAGGUUUUUAAAGAUGAAUAUGUUAGCAAAUACUAAGGUUUGGUACAAGGAUUUGGGAUGGAAGAGUUCAAAAUGUACUAAAUAUGAAUCGACAGAUUCAUAGUGUACUCAAACGGGCAUAAAUGUCUACUUUGAAAUAAACAAAAAGGUAUAUGUUGACUAUAAACUAUGUUAUAGUCUUUCCAUGUACCGUGUUUCAUAUAAAAACCAUUUUUUACUGUAUACUAAUGGUAAAAUAGGUAAAAAUGAGUUUACAUUGCUUUAUGCAUAACAUGUAAUAAAACUGUUGUUGCAUAAACAAAAUGUAAGAUAAUUACUGUCACUUGUAUAAAAUGCAAGAUAACUUCUGUAUAAAAUUACGUAUAACUAAAUGAACAUCCAAUAUUACUAUAUGAAGGUCCAACGUGACUAAAUGAACAUUCAAAAUGUCUAAAACAAUAUCAAGACGAUAUGAACGAGCCCACAACAACGCGGAAUGUGUUAUUCAACCCCGAAAUGAAUGAGACAUUGUGCUGUUAUUGUUAACUGAUAACCUUUUAUUGCCUUCACGGAUUUUAUGGGCCUCGGCCCUUGUCGAUUAACCCCGGAAUUCGCAAAGGAACGGCAAAUAAAAAUUUGAAACCCCUCUAAAAUACUGUUUGCAGCCGGAUGGCGGGUUAAUUUGCAGUUUAAAAACGGAAAAUGGAAACAGCGAAGUUGAUAAAAAUGGCAUUUUGGAGCUUUUGAAAUUGAUAAAAUUGAAAUUUUUGGAAUUUUUAAAAAAUAUUGUUCCACAGAGGGACCAAGUUAAAUUUUUUUUGAAUAACGUUAAAUUUUUACUUUUUGAAUACUAAACUAUACCUUAAGACACAGAUAUUAAGAAGGAAAACACGAUUUUUUGGCCAGAAAGACAUGUUAUAGUAGACCCUAACCCCUAUGCUAUCUCAGAAACCAUUUUCUUUUACUAUGCGUACUAAUGACAUUUAAAAUAUGGUCACUUCUGAAAUCCAAAACAUAAUGUCGCAGAAGUGAAAUCUAAAUUUGAUGUGAUCAUAUUUUAGACAUCAUAAGUCAUAUCUGACGAUUUCCCUUAAAAUCAUCACUUUAUAAGCACGAGAAAGCACGAAAAACGUGAAAAUCAAUCAAAAAAUUAACUUUUAUUACAUUAUUUACUCAUAUAACGCUGAAAAACACGACAUAUUUAUCCAUAUUUUAACCCUACAUCUUGAAACAUAUUCGAGCCAAGAAAACAACAUUUUUCAUCCCUCCGGUAUGAAGGAGAAGAAUGUUGUUUUACAGAUGGCGGACAUCAGAUAAGGUCCAGUCUUUUGAACUCGAAUAUGUUGGCAAGAUGUAAUUAAAGUAUGGACGGAUAUGGACUGUUUUUAUUUUGUUAUGAGGUUAAGUAAGGCAUCAAAAACUAAUUUUUUGAUUGAUUUUUAUGUUUUUAUUGAUUUUUGGGCUUAUGAAUUUUUGAGCCUACGUGCAUUUUAUAAAAAAAACUAAUUUUUGGGUGAAUAGAAAGAGAUUAAAAAGGUGAUUUUUUGAGCUAUUAUAAAACCCAACGUUUACUGUGUAAAAAGCUAUCGUUAUAUAUGCUAAAGUGAACAAAAGGUAUAUCAGUUAACAAUAACAGCACAAUGUCUCAUUUAUUUUCGAGUUGAAUAACACAUUCUGCAAUUGUUGUGGGUUCAUUCAUAUUGUCUUGAUAUUGUUUUAGACAAUUUGAAUGUUGAUUUAGUUAUGUUGCACCUUCAUUUAAUAGUAUUGGAUGUUCAUUUAGGUACAGGUAGUGUAAAGUGAAAGAUACAAGAGUUAUCUAGCAGGCCAUAUUGUGACAGUAAUUGACUUAUAUUUUGUUUAUGAAACAACAGUUUUAUUACAUGUUAUACAUAAAGCAAUGUAAGCUUAUUUUUACGCACUUUACCCUUAAUUUUUGGUAAAAAAUGGUUUUUACAUAAAACAAGAUACAUGAGCUGACUGUAAUAUAGUUUUUAGUCAAUAUUUACUUCUUUGCUUCCUUUAAAGUAAACAUUUAUGCUCUUUUUAAACUCUUCCAUCUCAAAUCGUGGUAUUGAGCUUUACUAUUUGCUAAAAUAUUCAUCAUUAAAAACCUUUACAUGAUAGUAAAUCUAUCUUUUUUAUGCAACUUAUAAUUUACAGCUUUCACAGACUUUUUUGACUAGUACUAUUUUUUAAGCACGAAGAUUUUAAAUUGCCUAUAUUUUCAGGUAUAUGGCUUCUACGACGAAUGCAUGCGAAAGUACGGCUCACCAACAGUGUGGCGUUGCUGCACCGAAGUUUUCGAUUGCUUAGCACUAGCCGCAAUCAUUGACAACCGCGUGUUCUGCGUACACGGCGGUCUAUCACCAUCAAUCUCAACAAUCGACGACAUUCGAGUAAUCGACAGAAAACAAGAGGUACCACACGAUGGCCCCAUGUGUGAUCUGCUUUGGUCGGACCCCGAGGACGCGAAUGGUUUCGGAAUGAGCCCGAGAGGAGCCGGCUUCCUAUUCGGCCCGGAUGUGGUACACAGCUUUUGCGAAAGCAACAAAAUGGAACUGAUUUGCCGAGCACAUCAACUCGUCAUGGAAGGCUACAAAUGGCACUUUAAUGAGACUGUACUAACGGUUUGGUCCGCACCCAACUAUUGUUAUAGGUAAGCGAUUUGUGUUUGGGUUGAGAUUUGGGGCCUCUGUUGGUCUGGUUUAUUUUAUCGUAGACAUGGUAGUGGUAAAAAUAUUUGAUUUUUAUGAAUGUGGAUCAAGUUACAGCUUACAAAAUUAGGUAAAAACGAAAGAGAAGACUUUUUUACACUAGAUACGAUCCAUUAUACUGUAAUUUAUAGGCUAUUUUAAAAGUUAUGGCCAAAUGAAAAAAGGCCACUUAGCAUAGGUGGUCAUGGAUAAUAUCAGCUUUUUAUACGUGAGAAAACGCUAAAUUUAUUAAAAGGACAAGAUUAAUAAGAUUAAUAAAGUUGUGUUAAGAUAGUGCAGAUGCUAUUACAGUAAAAAAUUGGCGGUAAUAUAGAUUAUUUUGGCUUUAUAUUGAGGUAGGCACCAGAUGCUAGGAUAAUGUAAAACUCGAUCAAAAAUGACGUUUUGUUCAAAAUUUACGUUAAAUCAGAAGAAAUGUAUAGAGAAGAUGUUACAAUGCUAAUGCAUAGGGCUUACAAUCGUUAACGACCAACAAGAGACUGGUUGGGAACAAGUGUAAAAUCAGCCGAAUAUAAGCUGAUAUAGUGUUGUAAAAGUAGACGAAUGGUUAAAAGUACACUUUUUUUGAUAUUUUGAGGUGGUGUUAGCACAAUUACAAAAGUACAAGUGAUGGCUUCUAGGAAUUGUACGGUUAAUGCAUUAAAAAUUAAAGUGGAAAGUUGGUGGAAGAUUUGUAAUGUAAUUUGCACUGAAAAUCUUUACCAAACUUCCACUCCCAAAAAUGUUCAAAAACUUGUUUUUAGGCCGUUUUAUACAAUUUUAAAAAUGGAAGUUGAGUGGAAUAUUUUCAGUGUAAAAUACAUUACAAAUCUUCCACUGAAGUUCCACUUUUCAAAACUACCAAAACUUGGUCAAAAGAUAAAGAUUUUGCCAUUUUUAUGCUAAAACUACUUUUAAAUCAUUUUCAGAUGCGGCAACGUAGCAGCGAUUCUGGAAUUUGACGACAAACUGAACAAGGAAUUCACGAUUUUCGAAGCCGCCCCCCAAGAACACCGUGGCGCUCCAGCCAAAAAACCUCAAUCGGACUAUUUCUUAUGA
This is a messenger RNA of Bursaphelenchus okinawaensis, 5300 nucleotides long. The record is from the annotation of a GenBank genome assembly. Lineage: Eukaryota; Metazoa; Nematoda; Chromadorea; Rhabditida; Aphelenchoididae.